CCGCAUCCUCCUCCACAUCCAACGCUCGCCUUUUUCCUCUAAUACACCCCUCGAACGACCUUAGACAUAUUCCAAGACAACCUACGAGCACCGUUCACCCUCAUCCUCCCCAUCAGCUUGAGCUAUAUCCGCCGCGAGAUAGUCGGGUUUUCUCCCUUUGGGCACAAGAUCUUUGGCCUUGCGACCAUGUCUGACUCCGAGUCCACCCUCUCGCCAGAGCCAACACGCCGCACUGUCAAGAUCAUAUUCUUUUCCGACUACAUAUGUGCAUUUUGUUAUAUCGGCAACAAGGUCCUUCAAGACGCCAUCAGGGCCUGCUCUGACCUCCCACUACAAUUUGACAUCGAAUUUCGUCCGUUCGCUCUUCUGUGCUCGUUGCCAUGCGGCACUUCGAUUAAGCGCACCGAGUUUCUCGAGAAGAAGUUCGGUAAGGAGGACGUCCUGAUGAAGAUGCAGUAUGUCGAGACCAUAGCCGAGCAAGUCGGACUCAAGAUCGCUCGUGAUGGCAUCGUCUGCAAACCUGUAAACGCCCACCGACUUGCCGCCAGAGCCUACGUGCUCGGCGGUCAAGAACUGCAGAGCAAAUUCGUUCAGAAAGUAUUCGAUACUGUCUUCAGAGAUGCGAAGGAUAUCAGUAACAGGGAAGUCCUCGUCGACAUGGCCCUCGAAGCCGGCCUGAUGGAAACCAAAGAGGAGGUGAAGAAAUUCCUCGACUCAACAGACCAUAUUGGAUGCGUGAAGAAGAUGAUGGAGGCUGCGCGGUCGAGUGGAGUUGUCGGGGUUCCUUUCCUCAUCAUAGAUGGUAAAUGGGCACUGAAUGGUGUUCAACCCACCGAGUGCUACGUCAAGCUCUUCCGCAAGCUCGCAGAACACCAUGAAAACGGAACCGCACUCUCUCCCUGCCCUAACGCCAGCCCAUGCCCCAACUCUAUCUAGAAGGUACCGCAAGCCCUCGCCUCAUAAUUCGCACCUACCUCUCUGCAUGUGUGUUCUUGCUUUCCCUUCCGUUGCCCAACGUUGAUGCUAUCUCACCUCACUAACAGCAGCCCUCUUCUCCUCAAUACAUCCGGAUCGUCUGCCUCAUCUCUUUCUUCGCUGGUGUUCUCUCUCAAUUCCUCGUUUCUGAGAAUAUGGUGCUAUCGCAUGUAUUAUUGCUCGAAUGGCGCACAGAAAGCGAAUUCGGAGGACAUUGUCUCUCUUUUCCCCUCUAUAUAUCAGCCUCUUGCCCCAUUCGUCUGUACCUUGCUUUCAGCUAUCUAUAUAUCCUUUGUCCAC
This is a messenger RNA of Coniophora puteana RWD-64-598 SS2, 1275 nucleotides long. Its product is annotated as thioredoxin-like protein. Gene Ontology annotation, molecular function: oxidoreductase activity. The coding region runs from base 187 to 936 and encodes 249 amino acids. The record is from RefSeq and is a predicted model, not a curated record. Lineage: Eukaryota; Fungi; Basidiomycota; Agaricomycetes; Boletales; Coniophoraceae. The transcript is spliced from 5 exons.